AUGUUGCUACCCGCCAUGGGAACGGCGGCUGUUGCGGGGUCCGCGGCGAGCUUGCGUACAAGCUAUCCUGCACUUCAAAUUGCAUUCCUGGUUGGGAUUUGCGGAGGGUCGCCUAGCAUACAAACGGCCUUUCUGGGCGAUGUGGUUAUCAGUGACGGAGUUCUACAAUAUCGCCUCGGUCGGCAAUAUCCAGGUGGCUUCGUGAUGAAGGGCAUGAGCGAGGGAAACGUGCAUGCGCCAAAUAAAGAAAUCCGCGGUCUCAUAGCAUAUUUCAAAACCGAGGCCGGGAUAAGAGAGCUAGAAGAUGGCAGUGCGCAUCAUCUCAAGGUCUUGCAGGAUGAAUCGGUACGGAGGAACUACAAGACGAGCUAUCAGUAUCCUGGUUUCGUCGAGGACAAACUUUUCGAGUCAGCAUAUUCCCACAAACACAGGGAUCUUUCUUUAUGCAAGCUCUGCUUCAGAGACGCCGACUUAUGCGACGUGGCUACCCAACACCCAUGUUCGGAGCUUGGCUGUGAUGAAUCAAAACUCGUACCGAGGGCCCAAUUGGGAUCUGUCGAGGGACAGCGAUUAGCACAGGCCAAAGCCCGAGGCCCGGCAAUAUUCAUCGGACGCGUUGCCUCCGGGGAUACUGUCAUGAAAUCUGGAGAACACCGUGAUAAGAUAGCCAAGGAGCACAGCAUCGUUGCCUUUGAGAUGGAAGGUGCCGGUCUUUGGGAUGAAAUCCCAACUGUUGUCAUCAAAGGCAUAUGCGAUUACUCUGACAGUCACAAGAAUAAGCUUUGGCAGCCCUACGCGGCAGCAACCGCGGCUUCUGUCACAAAAGCGGUGAUACAGCGAUACAGUUUGAAUGACGAUAUUGAAACCGCACUAAUUCCACUGGGUAAGUGCCCUGAUUUUAUGUCAUGA
Molecule: messenger RNA, 909 nt
Organism: Penicillium manginii
Lineage: Eukaryota; Fungi; Ascomycota; Eurotiomycetes; Eurotiales; Aspergillaceae
Product: purine and uridine phosphorylase
Exons: 1
Coding region: 1-909 (302 amino acids)
Biological process (GO): nucleoside metabolic process
Molecular function (GO): catalytic activity
Source: RefSeq, a predicted model, not a curated record